UCUCUACCGACGUAAUGCGUGAGGACAACAUUCGUCCAUUACAUACAACUAUUCGUGUGUUGUGCGCUUCUCUAAUUAACGUCGUCGUUUAAUUCGUGUAUUUUAUACGCGAUAAUUUCUUUAUAAGCCGGCAGACACCAAACUGUAGCCACGGAGUACCGACUAGUACUUCGGGAAGACAUGGCUUUCCCACCCCAUAGACCGCCUCUAGGCAUGCCCGGAAUGCCGGGCAUGCCGCCCAUGUUACCGCCAUACACCAUGCCACACAUGGUCCCUGGAGGCAUGAUACCAAUGGCCAUGGGUGUGAUGCCGCCGAUGAUGGCGCAUGUGGCCGUGACAGUGCCUCCGUCGAUUCCAAUCCUGGCGCAGCCGCCGCAGCAGCCUUCGCCGCAACCGCGCUCGCAAGGCAAGCGUGGCCACGGUUCAGGCUCUGGCUCGGCAGUUAUCGAGAAGAAGCCGCUCGUGCGCAGGAACCAGCAGUCGCACGAAAAUGCAUCAAAGGGGCCACCUGUCACCGUCUUUGUGGGCAACAUCACGGAGAGAGCGUCUGACAACCUCAUCCGACUCAUUCUUCAGCGGUGUGGCACUGUGGUCAGCUGGAAGAGAGUCCAAGGUGCAAAUGGCUGGCUCCAAGGCUUUGGCUUCUGCGAGUAUGGAGAUCCGGAGUCUGCCAUGAGGGCCAUACGCAUCCUACAUGAGUGGGAAAUUGGAGAUAAAAAGCUUGUGGUGAAAGUGGAUGCCAAGACCAAGGAGAAGCUAGACGAAUACAAGGCGAGCAAGCGAACCACCACUGGGCAGCAGCAACAGCCUCAGCAGCAACAGCAGCCCGGCGGCACAGCAGACGGUGCUCCGGCUCCAGAGGGCGCCAAUUCCGAAGCCAAGCCGCAGCCGACGGAUGAGAUAGACGAGGCCACCUGGCGCCAGGACAGGGACACGCGGGAGUCCAUCCUACACCUGCUGCGCUCGCACGCCAGCGAGCUGACUCGGGGCACUGACCGCGAGCGAGAGAGAGAAGGCGACAGGGGUGGUGGCGGCGGCAACAACGCAGCCACAAGAUCUCCACGUAACACCCGGCGAACCAGCCCCGAGCCCGAGAGGGAGUACAGGUCGAGCAAGAACCACCGUCUGAUGCAAGAACUGGAUGAGAUGGACAUUGAAGAAGACAAGCGGAACUUAAUCACGAGGGAAAUCGACAAAUUCCGGGACACGUACAAGCCCUCGGACCUCGGUCUGACCGUGAACUCAUGGGGGAGCUUUGUUCAGCGCCUGCGGCGCAAGGCGGCGGCCAGGCAGGGUGGCUCGGCAGCCCCCGUCGAAGGGUUGAGCGUGAAAAUAGCCUCGUACCAGAGUGCCUCGGGCUCGCACGUGACCCAUUUUCCAGUCAUUUCCUCGCUUGCCCUUGGUGACUACUCGGACAGCUCACACAACUCAUACUCUCUGGCAUCAUCUGACAUGGAGAAACAGCAGGAGGAAGACCGCGAUCGGGAGCGGGAGCGGCGCCGAGAGCGCAAGGAACGGCGGGAGCGAGAACGCAGCCCGGAUCGGUCGCGCAGCAACCGCAGCGACCGCGACAAGGACCGAUCGCGCGACUUGGCCAAGGAUGACCGGGCCGACGAGAGGUCCAGCCGGGACCGGGAUCGAGACAGGGAUCGAGAGUCGUCUCGCGAGCCCAAGGCAUCAUCCGACUCGGUGCAGCCGGCUUCUUCGUCGACGACGCAGCCGCCACCCUCCCGGUCGGACAGGGCGCCUUCCAAGUCCCGCUCCGAGUCUCCCGAGCGCGACUGGGUGCGAGAGCGAGAACGGGAGAGGGAACGGGAACUUCGGGAGGUGAUGAGGCCCCGAGAUUCAGAACGUGACUGGGAGCGCGAGAGGGAAGAGGAAGAGGAGGCGUAUGAGCGCAAGAAGCUGGAGAGGAAGCUGCGCGAAAAAGAAGCUGCCUACCAGGAGAGGUUGCGCAAUUGGGAAGCCAGGGAGCGACGAAAGGCCAAAGAGUAUGAGAAGGAGCGGUUAAAGGAGGAAGAGAGGCAGGCUGAAGAGGCGAAGGAAGCACGCAGGCUGAAAGAGUUCCUGGAAGACUAUGAAGAUGAGAGAGACGAUGUCAAGUAUUACAAGGGAGCCGCCCUGCAGCGCCGCAUGAAGGACCGCGAGAAGGAGAUCGAGCUGGACAAUCGCGACCGACAGCGAGAACGUGAGGAGCUCGAUGAUCUCCGGCGGAAGCUGGCGGACGAGGGCCACCCCGAUCCGGAGGCCGAAGCCAAGCGCAUCCACCACGAAGAAGAGGCCCGCCUGCUCAAGCCACAGCCACACCUGCUAACCGUGGUGCGGCCAGAACCCGAGCCUGAGCCCGAGCCAAGGGGACGAGAAGUGUCUUCGCCCCCCGCGCGGCGGCCUUCGCAGCACAGUCGGGCGCCCAUGUCGCCCAAGGCCGAGCCGCGAUCGCCACCUCCGCGCCGGGAGAACUCAUCCGCGCGUCACGCGCGGUCGCCUUCACCGCAGUCUGCACCCUCCACGGGGCCAGCAGUGACCGCGGAAGAAGACGGGAGCGGCCAGAACAGUCUCUCAGGUUUUUCAGACGUGGCAACGCCACAGGAGGAGGGACGGAGCAUGGGAUUUGGCGUGCUGAAGUUGGGUGGAAGCCCCAGUCAGGCAAGUGGGCGCAAGAGCCCCCCGUCGAGCAGCAAGCGCAAGAAGCUGUCUGUGGCCGCCUCACAAGUGUUUGGCAACGCGGAGGAAGAGGAGUCUGCGGAGACCCGCAAGAAGCGCAAGUUGGUGCCCCUGGAGGAUGAAGAGGCCCGGCAACAGCAGCAGCAGCAACAGGUGCAACACAUGAACACUGAGGAGAAGCGCAAGCACAUCAAGAGCUUGAUCGACCGCAUACCCACGUCGAAGGAGGAGCUCUUCAACUUUAACUUCGACCGAAGCCUCGUGGACAAUGCGCUGAUGGACAAGCGCAUCCGGCCCUGGAUCAACAAGAAGAUUGUGGAGUACAUUGGCGAGGAGGAACCCACACUGGUGGACUUCAUCUGCUCCAAGGUGCUGGCCGGCAGCGCGGCACAGAGCAUACUCAAUGACGUGUCCAUGGUGCUGGACGAAGAAGCCGAAGUGUUUGUUGUGAAGAUGUGGCGGCUUCUCAUCUACGAAAUCGAAGCCAAGAAAGUGGGAUUAGUGAAGUGAUGAGACUCGUACGCUUUUCAACACUUAGGGACCUUUUUUUCCUCUUUGUAUACACGAGCGGCUGUUCAGUGGACAUUCUUUUGUGACGACCUUCUCCGUGGGUUUGUUGCAAAAACUUGUCACCAACCACUGCCGCCGCCAUCUUACCUGUAAAUACUGUCAAUUCUUCUUCCACCGCAUUUUUUAUGUAGAGUAUUAUUCUUGUCUCUUUCACACACAUCUCUUCAUUGUACAAUGCACUGCUGCGAUUAAGCUCUAGGACAGGAAGAUGCUGGCGCAAUUCCGAGAGGUCCGAAGGGAGCGUACUGGGGAAACCUCCGCUGGACAGCUAGUUCACCCGUGCUUUCCCAUUGACAGAGUUCAGGGCAAGUUGUCAAGAACGGAGUUCUGCAAAAUUUGGGAGCAGAACGCUUCCAUUGUACCUAUACGCUUUUUGUAAAUGGCCUGCAUUCUGAUAGCAUUAGUGCCAUCUGCUAUUUUUUUUUUUUUUUUUCCUGCUAUAACUUUUUUUUUUCCAAAGUGUCGGAGUGAAAUGCCUUUUUGUCUAUACUAUUUUUUAAGUGAGCAGGCUAAGUCAUUGUGGAUUGUAUAAGUGUCAUUAAAAAAACUAGGGACAGCGGCAUGGUUCUGUUCCCUCGCACAAUACAAGCUGUCUCAUUGCCUGUGCAAUUAUAUCUGUGUUUUGACCAGGAAAUUUAGGCUGGUUCAUGCAUUUCCAAGGGCCGAGACGUUGCUAGGACACGGCACGAAAAACACUCGGGAACCUGCAUGUUGUACCGUAACAUGGAAACAUGCAGGACACUGUGCACAUGUUUGUUGCAAUACGAUCAGCGUUCAUAAACAUGGCAAAAAAAGCCGCUAUAUGUAACAAGUUAUUAGUCACCUUAAAAGGGGGAUGUGGGUGGCUAACACUCAAUUUUCGCCAAACAUACGCAUUUUCAAAUUUUGUUUGUUUUUUUAAUUUCUGAGCAUAUAAAGAAGCUCCUCGCCAAGUUUGGUUAUGUGUGCAAUAGAAAAGAAAAUGAGCUUCAUUCCCCCCCCUCGGCAAUUGCAUGUGUUUUUGCCUGUUUUGAUAUCUUUGAAUCGAUUUUUCUUUGUUGCACUAUUCGGCCAUUUUGCACUUUUAAGAGGAAUAUAGUUUCGAAACUGCAAAGGUGAAAUCUUUUUGUAUCUAGGCUGAAAAUUUAUGAGGAACAAAACUGUGGAUGCCUUGAAUUUCUAGAUUGCUUCUGUUGAGAAAUAUAGAUUUAUGGAUCACAAUAACAAACAAACAAAAGCUUAGUUUUUCAAGUGAUGCGGUUUCUACAGAAGUUAUGAAAUUGCAAGCAGCUGCCCCUAUCCUGUAAUAUGAGGGCGUCGACAAAAUAACUAUUCCGAGAAAGCUUAUAUAAAGCGAUCAUUUUUAAAAUGAUAGUUUUCCUGAGGUGACAUAUUCAUUUUCUCAAUGGGAUAUGCAAAACUUUUUUUUCUAUUUGUGCUAGGGUAAUCAAAUUUACUACACGUUCUCUAACAACAAAACAGAGCAUUCUGCCGAUUUUUUUUUUUUUUUUAAUUGGCGUGUCGGUUCAAAAGUUGACCUGUCAGCCACACAUCCCCCCUAAUGACAACUCUGCCUUUUUAAAGUCUCGGUUACUUUUUUUUUUUUGUUUAGUAUCCUUUUAGUGAUAUAAUUACCCAGUAAAUUGUCCAGGUAAAAUUCCUAAAUCGACGUAAGGGAUUUUUAAGGAAUUUCAAUGCCUCGCGCCCAUUUUGUCCCAAGGUGGGACAAGAUGGAACUCCCAUAGACCCUUUUCACGACUGUAAAGCUAGCUUUCCUGCAAGGCAGCUUGUCCAACUAAUGGCAGCAUCGUCAUUUUUGCAGACACAUGCAAGAGCAUUUGGCUUGUGUUGGGGCAUAGAAAAUGUAGAUGUGGCUCUCGUGAUGAAACCAUGCGCAAGAGAAUAGCCUCAGCACGUUCAUCUAGCACUUUGUCUGCAUUUGAACAAUGACGGAUGCUGCUUUUAGUUGGGCAGAUGUGCAAUACAGAGAAAGAAGCGUGUUAACCUGGGUACAUUAAAGCUGCUUUUCUAGGCAAAGCGCAAUCUAGAGAUCCGAUACUGUUUUCUUAGAAAACGGGGAAUUGUUUCCCUUUUCACAUUGUGACUGUUGAAUUGCCGACACAGGAGAAUUUAAAAACAGUUUGAGAAAUUGUAAAGCAAUUUCAAGGAAAUUGUCACCAUUACUUGGCGACUUUUUGCUAAAAUUUGAAUGUCUUGGGCUCUGACCUGGCAACUUUGUUCAGAAAAGUUACCUACAUUGCUGCAAUUCAACACGCAGGACACGCAUCCUUUUUAUGUUUUUGUUCUGGUGCUGUGACCAAACACGGUAUCUAGCCUCGGUGUUCUGUGUGUAUUGUCAUGCUAUCUGAUGUGCAAGACACGUUUCUUGUACAUUCAUUGCACUGUGACCCAACACGCCCCCCCCCCCCGUCCCGCUUGUUUAACGUGCUACAGCCGAACAUGUUCUUUGUGCAACAACCGGACAUCUAGAACAAUGAUGUGUCCUGUGUGUCUAUUAUGCAAUGACCCAACAUUCAGGACACUUAUGUGGCUCUCAUGAUGAAACAAUGCUUUGAACAGUGAUGUUUCUUCAUGCAAACAUGCUGGACACAUGUCCCGUGUGUGUGUGUAAUCUUCUGUCUUAAUAUUGCUAGUUAAAUGUCUUGGCCCUUGCAAUUGCCCUUGCAGCCAACAUUGCAGACUUUCCCAUGUGAUGCUUCAUUGGUGGACUAAAAGGAAAGGCCUUUGACAGCACAGAAUGUGAAGUCAUUAGCAAAACAGAUGGUAGUUAACUAUGAUGACCAUGCGAUGCGGUAUCCAACUUCUCACCUUACACUAACGCACAAUUUUAUAGCAGCUUGCUCAUAGGCAUGGUCGAUGCACUGCUGCUAAUUAAUGGGACAGCUGGAGCAAAAUACAUGUUCUGUAAUCAUGUAAUGCUCAUUGGCGUCUGUCAGGUACUUGUGUAAGCAUUUUUCUACAGUUUCGAGGAGUAUUUGUAGCAGCUUUAAAAUUUUGCAUGUGCAGCAAGAAAUGCUAAUGCCACAUAUUGUCCAGCUACAGUGGUGGCCUGCCUUUGCUCCGAUUCAAAAGACCCCAGUUCCAGAGGAAAUCCUAUUCGGAGACUGUGCUUGCACGGACAGAUAGAGAAAAACUUUCGUCAUUAUGCGUGACCUCAAAGAAUGUUGGUGCGGCAAGGGAGCCCUGCUAUGCACUGACGAAGUCCGAGGCCGUACAUAUUCUACCACUUUUGCGAUUCGGAAGGGGCCAUUGGGUGUGCCCGCUAUCGUUCCAGCAGAUUUGUGCGACUGGUUGGAAUCGGCGAGAUUGUGUACGAAGAUCUAAUAAAAGCGGCAAGCCGCAUUUUUU
Messenger RNA from Dermacentor silvarum, 6582 nucleotides. RefSeq names its product RNA-binding protein 25. The record is from RefSeq and is a predicted model, not a curated record. Gene Ontology annotation, biological process: regulation of alternative mRNA splicing, via spliceosome; mRNA processing. Gene Ontology annotation, molecular function: mRNA binding. Gene Ontology annotation, cellular component: spliceosomal complex. The coding region runs from base 181 to 3174 and encodes 997 amino acids. NCBI's taxonomy places the organism in Eukaryota, Metazoa, Arthropoda, Arachnida, Ixodida, Ixodidae. The transcript has 20 exons.